GCUACGCGCACUUUGAUUCAUAUUCCCUCGACAACCCCACGACAAAUUCGACAAUCACCAUCACGAAGGCAUUGGAACUCAAGACGAUCCGGCGGAAUUGUCUUUAAGUCGGACAAAAUGUCGACCUUUGAGCCUGUUAUCACGAUCGAUGGCAAAGGUCAUCUCCUUGGUCGACUAGCCAGCACAGUCGCAAAGCAGCUACUAGAGGGACAAAAGAUCGUGGUAGUGCGCUGCGAGGCGCUGAAUAUUUCCGGGGAAUUUUUCCGGGCCAAACUAAAGUACCAUGCUUACCUCCGAAAGAUGACCCGAUACAACCCGACUCGAGGAGGCCCAUUUCACUUCCGAGCGCCGUCCCGAAUUUUUUACAAGACUGUUCGCGGCAUGAUUCCUCAUAAGACUGCUCGUGGUGCUGCUGCCAUGGAACGGCUUAAGGUGUUCGAAGGAGUACCCCCACCAUACGACAAGGUAAAGCGAGUCGUCGUUCCACAAGCUCUCCGAGUUUUGAGAUUGAAGCCUGGACGGAAAUACUGCACUGUCGGUAGAUUAAGUCAUGAAGUUGGUUGGAAAUAUCAGGAUGUGGUAGCAAGACUUGAAGAGAGACGGAAAGUAAAAGGCGCAGCUUACUAUGCUCGCAAGAAGGCCGCAAGAAGACAACUAUCUGAUGCGCAAAAAGGUGCAGCGGUUGACAAGAGCACUCUGCAACAACUUUCUGAGCUAGGUUACUAG
Molecule: messenger RNA, 726 nt
Organism: Blumeria graminis f. sp. triticale
Lineage: Eukaryota; Fungi; Ascomycota; Leotiomycetes; Helotiales; Erysiphaceae
Source: the annotation of a GenBank genome assembly